Molecule: messenger RNA, 1053 nt
Organism: Cutaneotrichosporon oleaginosum
Lineage: Eukaryota; Fungi; Basidiomycota; Tremellomycetes; Trichosporonales; Trichosporonaceae
Source: RefSeq, a predicted model, not a curated record
AUGCCUCCAGUUCCCACACUCGGCAAGCGUCCGGUAGUGCUGCUAACCAACGACGACGGGCCUCCUUCAGACCACUCUCCAAAUAUCUUCCAGUUCGCGAAGCAGCUCAUCAACGACUUGGGAUGGGAGGUGCGCGUGGUCAUCCCGGACGGCCAGCGCUCCUGGGUCGGCAAGGGCUUCGCCAUCAACCAGAUCAUUACCGCAGCAUUCUUUUACCCACUGGGCAGGUCCAACCCCGAUGGACGGCAAGGCGAAGUUACUACGGCGCGUCGGCCAUUGAAAGAGGGCGAGACGAUGGAAUGGGUCCUCCUCAACGGGACACCAGCCACGUGCAGCAAUAUCGGACUGCACAAUCUGUAUCCCGGCGAGGUAGACAUGCUAAUCUCGGGGCCGAACCACGGACGAAACUCGUCGGCGGCCUUUGCGCUGAGCUCCGGCACCAUUGGGGCCGCCAUGGCUGGUGCACUUGCAGUGCCGAUCGCGGGGCCAAGCGGGCAGAAGCGGACCUUCAUGCCCUCCAUCGCACUCUCUUACGGUGUGGUGGAACGGCCUGUACCGCCGCGCGCGCUGGAGUUGGCCCACGAAGUAGCAGUCGGCGUGUGCAAGCGUCUCUUCGACGACUGGGGAUGGGAAGAUGAGGCAAAGCGCAAUCCUGUCCAGGUGUACAGUGUCAACGUGCCCCUCGUAACGGAGGCCAUCGAGCUCGCGAACCGCAAGGUCUGCUUUACCACCAUGUGGCGCAACACGUAUGGGCAGUUGUUUGUGCCGACGCAGAAGCCACCGCAGGAGGAGACCAAUUGGAGCGCCGCAGACAAGGUGCAGCAGCCAGACGACGCAGACACGCUGCAAGACGUCGACGGUCCGCUCCGUUUCCGCUUUGCACCGAACUUCCACCCCCUCCUUCACCCUUCACCAGAGGCUGUGCCGGAGGGCACGGACGCGUGGGCGUUCUAUCACGGAUACACGAGCGUCACUCCUCUGUUGGCCAACUUUGCCGAGCUCCAGGACCCAUGCCAAGGGUUUGGAGAUGCAUCGAACGGCCGUUUCUGGUAG